UGAAGCAAGGAAACAUGUCUGUCACCGAUUAUGCUGCGAAAUUUGUGGAGCUGUCCAAAUUUUAUCCUCAUUACACUGGUGCGGGUGCUGAAUUUUCAAAGUGCAUCAAGUUUGAAAACGGAUUGCGCUCUGAAAUUAAGAAAGCUGUUGGGUAUCAGAAGAUACGCAUUUUUACUGAAUUGGUUGAUAGCUGCAGGAUAUUUGAAGAGGACAAUAAUGCUCAUUACAAGAUUGUCAGUGAUCGCAGAGGCAAACAACAUCAAAACCGUGGCAAGCCGUAUGAUGUUCCAGCUGGGAAAGGGAAACAAAGAGCUGCUCCGACUCAGAGAGCUAGUGGGGGAGGUGCUCCUACUGGUAUAGUUUGCUUCAGAUGUGGUCAGGCUGGUCAUAAGAGUAAUGUAUGCACUGCUGAAGUAAAGAGGUGUUUUCGCUGUGGUAAGACUGGGCAUGCAAUAGCUGAUUGCAAGCACAAGGAAGUGAUUUGUUUUAAUUGUGGUGAAGAAGGGCAUAUUGGAAGUCAGUGUCAGAAGCCGAAGAAAGGGAAUCAGUCUGGAGGCAAGGUCUUUGCUUUAUCGGGUUCUGAGACUUCUGCUGAUGAUCGUUUGAUCCGAGGUAACGAGCAGUGAGUUGAGUAGGAGCUAGUGCUUGAAGUCUAGUGUGGUUAGAGGGUCAUGCUCUGAUAGAUGUAACAUCGGGACGGGAUGUUUGAAUUGU
Lathyrus oleraceus (garden pea) is the source of this 714-nucleotide messenger RNA. RefSeq names its product cold shock domain-containing protein 3-like. Lineage: Eukaryota; Viridiplantae; Streptophyta; Magnoliopsida; Fabales; Fabaceae. The transcript has 2 exons. Bases 15 to 626 code for a protein of 203 amino acids. The record is from RefSeq and is a predicted model, not a curated record. Gene Ontology annotation, molecular function: zinc ion binding; nucleic acid binding.